CUCUAACUUCCUUAAAGGUAUAACCUGUUGAACUGUCAUGAUGGUGAACUGCUGUGGUCUGCUCAAUGCCAAUAAGGAACCAGUUCCUCUGAAGAGCGUGGAGGUGGAGCUGGAGGUGAGGGACCAUGUGGCUACAGUGGUCUCCACUCUGAGCUAUGAGAACAAGGAGGACAAACCACUAGAGGCCGUGUUUGUCUUCCCUCUGCCUGGAGAUGCUGCUGUCUGUCAUUUCAGUGCUCAGAUUGGACAGAUGCAGAUUGUAGCCGAGGUGAAGGAGAAGCAGGAGGCCCGUGAGGAGUAUGACGAUGCUCUGAGCUCCGGUCAGCAGGCCUUCCUGUUGGAGGAGAGUGAGCAGAGUCCAGAUAUAUUCUCUCUGAGUGUGGGCAGUCUGCCUCCAGGAGAGAGCGCCUCCAUCAGGCUGGAGUACGUCACUGAGCUGGCUGUGCAGGCUGAUGACGGGCUGAGGUUUUGUCUGCCUGCUGUGCUCAACCCUCGCUACCAACCUCAGGGUGGUGAAGGUGGCAACGUUCAGGUGACCUCUGUUCAGGUGACCUCUGUUCCAGCCUCUCUGGUGCCCUACAGUCUGUCUUUCUCUGCCCGAGUGUCCUCUCCUCGUCCCGUCUCUAAAGUAGAGUCCAACUGUCCCCUGGACCCUCUUCAGUACCUCAACACAGAGCAAACCCAGACCACGGUCAAGUUGGCUGCAGGACACAAGUUUGACAGAGAUGUCGAACUGCUGAUUUAUUACAAAGAUGCCCACCAGCCCACUGCUGUGGUGGAGGCAGGACGGGCCUCCUGUGCUUCAGGCACUCUGAUGGGGGAUCCAGUGAUGAUGCUGAGCCUGUACCCUGAGUUCCCCCAGGCUGUGAUGUCUUCAGUCGCUUCAUGUGGAGAGUUUGUCUUCUUAUUGGAUAGAUCUGGCAGUAUGCAGGGAGCGCGUAUGAAAGAACAUUCACCAUCUUCUCUCUCCUCCCUUCAGGAUACUCUGCUGCUCCUGUUGAAGAGCUUACCAAUGGGCUGCUAUUUCAACAUCCACAGCUUUGGGUCCAGUUAUGAACACAUCUUCCCUGAGAGUGUAGAGUACAACCAGAAGACCAUGGAAGAAGCUCUGAAAAAUGUUGCGGAGAUGAAAGCUAAUCUGGGAGGAACAGAGAUUCUGAAGCCACUCAAACACAUUUACAGCCAGCCCUGCAUUCCCAGUCAACCUCAACAACUAUUUGUCUUCACUGACGGAGAGGUGGGGAACACCAAAGACGUGAUCAAUCUGGUGAAGCAGAAUUCAGGUUCCCACAGGUGUUUCUCUUUUGGGAUUGGGGAAGGGGCCAGUUCUGCUCUCAUCAACGGGUUGGCCAAGGAAGGAGGAGGUCACGCUCAGUUCAUCACAGGGACGGACAGGAUGCAACCCAAAGUGAUGCAGUCGCUGCGAUUUGCUCUGCAACCAGCUGUGCAGGACAUCUCAGUCAAAUGGGAUUUGCCAAAGGGAGUUUCUGUCAUUGAUCUCUCUCCACCAAUCACAGCCCUUUUCCAGGGUCAAAGGUCACUGGUUUAUGCCCAGCUCACUGGACAGGUAGGAAGGCCCUCAGAGGGCUGUGUGACGGUGAGGUACAGCCUGGCAGGUCAUCCCUCUCAGAACCAGCUUCACUUCAGUCUCAAACCUGCAGAGGACACUGGAUUAACCGUCCACAGGUUGGCUGCUCGGACUCUGAUUCGCUCCCUGGAGAUGGAGAAGAAAGAGCGGAGAGGACAGGAAGAUGGAGGAGACAAGAAGAAGAAGGUGGUGGAGCUCAGCGUCCAAUCAGGAGUGAGCAGUGCCUUCACUGCCUUCAUCGCUGUCAACAAAGGCAACAGUGAAGUUAUUCAAGGACCUCUGGUGCGCAGAAAUGUUCCAACACUCAGUGAGUGUUUCCAAGAAAAAUACAAACUACAGUGACCCUGUUAUGGUUUGUCUCUGACCCCAACUUUAAAGUUAAAUACUUAUGCUAAUCCGACAAGAUUACUUCAUUUCUCACUGUAAUUUUCCUCCUCAGAAAGGUCUUUGCCCAAACAGCCGCCCAGAGACCCUUUGCUGCAGCUGGUCUCCCUCCAGAAGGCGUCUGGCUGCUGGGUGCUGGAUCCAGAUCUGGCUGCUGCACUGGGAAAGACCAGCGAGGAGGUGGAAAAGCCCAAGCCUGCAUCGGUGAACCAGGAAGUGUGGGCCACCAUUCUGGCUCUGAUCUGGCUUCAUGGUUUCAAGAUGGAUGCUCAGGAAGAGUGGGAGCUUCUGGCUAUGAAGGCUGUGUCAUGGCUCCAAGCUCAGAAAGCCUCCUGUGUGACGGAGUGUGUGGACGCAGGAAACGCUCUGUUGGGUUGCACCGUGCAGAAAGACGUCCUGGGGCUCUGA
Cyclopterus lumpus (lumpfish) is the source of this 2380-nucleotide messenger RNA. RefSeq names its product von Willebrand factor A domain-containing protein 5A-like. The record is from RefSeq and is a predicted model, not a curated record. NCBI's taxonomy places the organism in Eukaryota, Metazoa, Chordata, Actinopteri, Perciformes, Cyclopteridae.